AUGUCUCGUGUACUUAGCGCUAAUUUCCGCGUAUAUGGACGCGUGCAAGGUGUUUUCUUUCGGAAGUUUACCAAGGAAGAGGCAGAUAGACUUGGAAUUAAGGGAUUUGUGAAGAAUGAUGACGAUGGAACCGUCGUUGGACAGUGUCAGACUCGAAGCGCGGAUGACAUGGAUGCAUUUCGUCAUUUCCUGGAAAAAGUCGGAUCACCUAAGUCGGAGAUUCGUUCAUGUGACUUUUCCCUUACUGAAAAGGACGGUGAUUUAGAUUACACAUCAUUCGAUAUAAUUAGAUAG
This is a messenger RNA of Babesia sp. Xinjiang, 294 nucleotides long. Its product is annotated as Acylphosphatase-1. Gene Ontology annotation, molecular function: acylphosphatase activity. The record is from RefSeq and is a predicted model, not a curated record. The coding region runs from base 1 to 294 and encodes 97 amino acids. The transcript has a single exon. NCBI's taxonomy places the organism in Eukaryota, Apicomplexa, Aconoidasida, Piroplasmida, Babesiidae.